AUGUUGAUUGGAGUGGUUGAUGAGAGGAAGGAGCAUCGGAGAAUCACUGGCGAGAAGAGACACGGCUCCCUGGGGCCUCUCCUCGUCCAAGGGGCGGAAAUUCCGCGAGCUUCCGCCAGUUCUGGUGUCAGACGGCCUCUAUUCAGGAAAAAAAACCGUUUAUUUGAUCUGCGAUCCAGUGAUGCUCUCCUCGUUACUCGAAAAACACUUUUUCCAGGUUUGAUCUUUGGUUUUUGGUUUGAUUGGUUGGUAUAGCCGGAAACUGUAAACUUCGUCGAAGGUUCAAAAGUUGGGUUUCUGCUUCGGAGUAUACGAGGUUAGAAACACUCCAGUGAUUAGUGAAAGGCUAUGAAUAUUUUAGAAGGCGUUGAAAAGACCUAAGAGAGACUCUUCGAAUUGGAGAAGUAUCUCUAAAAAAGUGAAGUUUAGCCCUAGAGCGCGGAAGUCUUUCGUCUUGUGGCUAUUUUUUUGAAACUAAAUACAAAAAAAUAUUCUAAUUUUUUUCUUGGUCUAACGUUUCAUUUUUUUACAGUUUUAUUUUUUUGACAUUUUCCAAAAAGUUUUCUACAGUGCGCUUUCAAAAAAACGUGGCCAUUUUUUUAACAGCAGACUCUAAAAAUAACUUUUUUCAAUAUUUUUUGUAUUUUGUACAUGUUACUUUUUUCGGGUUGAAUCAUCGCGAUUAUUCGCGGCUAUUUUUUACUGCUGUAAUCAACUUUUCUAAUCGGUAUAUUGCAAUUUACUACUCUAAUUUGAUAUUGACUAUGUAUUGAAAAAGAAUCAGUAAUAUGAUCCGUCUUGAAGAUUUUCAUUCUAAAAGGUUAUGAAGUUCAAAAAAAACGAACUUCUCUUUUAGUUUCGUUCCAAGAAGUACGAAUUGUUAUUGAAAGAUACUGUAUGAAAUUAUGUAAAACGAAAAACCUCCCGAUAAUCGAUUAAUCAAUUCCUUGGAGCUUGAUACAAAUCUGAGCUUAAUUUUUUAUCUCGUUUCAAAUUAAUUUCAAAGUUAUAGCCUAUCAGACUUUUCAAGCUUCAUAAGAAAGUUGUUUUAGAACAAAACGACGUCGAAAUCCCGAAUUUCAAAUUGAAAGAACCCAGAUUCCAGAUCUAAUCCCACUAAAACAAAAUGAGUGAAAACAACUAGAAAGCCGCUGCGAAUCACUACAAAAAUGAAUCAAAAAAUUCCAGGAUUUGUACUUAUCUAUUGUCGGGAAUUGUGAAACUGGCGUUGGUCGCCUUGACGACUGGACACGGCUUCCAGGAUCUCACUUUUUUAUGUCACAUUUUCAUGCACUAUUUAAAAACACAUUCUUCUUUUGGUUUUUUUCUCACGUCAUAUCUAUCUUUUCUAUCAUAUUUUUUUUCUUUGAAUGCGAAAAAAGCUCAUUCAAACGUGUUAAUUGAAUUAGCUUUAUCUAGUAGGGGCAGCAAACGUUUUCUCUCUUCUUUCGACUUAAUUGAACUUUUUCUGCCCUAAGUUUUUUGUAAUUAUCUCGUUUGGGAGUGUUAUUAGGGAGUUGAUGUCUGUAAAUAUCUAGGUAGAAACGAAAAUUAGUUUUAAUGGGCAAAAACGAUAUGAUUAAAAAGAAAAGCUAUACUACAUAACCUUGAAAGCGUAUGCUUUAUGGACUUGAAAAACCACAUUUUUUUCGGCCCAAAUAACUGAAAAAAAUUUUUUUGAACUUAAUAUAUAAGGAGAAGUUUAGAACCUUUCAAUUAUAAGUCAGACUUUUUUUAAACUCAUGUAGAUAUUCCAAAAAUAAUUGAGACACUUCUCUAAAUUUUUUUUGCUAUUUUUUUGAUCAAGUUUUGCUCUUGAAAAAAAGUUUGAAUUUUUGGAACCAGUUUUAUUAGAAAAACUUGCUCAAGUUAUCUUUGAUGUACCAAAAAUUAAAAAAUUUUUUUGCAAGAAACUAUGGUUUUCGCGGAUUGAUAACGUCAGGAUCUUCAUCUAAAAAAUUGAUCUAGGAAGUUUCCCAAAUAGGGUUCCUUAACAAGAGAUUAGUCAAUGUGCUCUUUCAGCCCCAAAAAAAUAACCUUUUUGUAGGGCUUUUUUUCCCGAGAUUUUCACCCAUGAAAAAAACUUGGCCAACAUUGCUUGAAAGCCUUUCAAUUAUAAAUAUAUAUAUAUAUAUGGGAGUGCUGUUUUGCUCUUGCUUCUCCCCCAUGCAAAUAGCGCCCCCUGGUGUUAAUUUGCGAAUUGCAUUUCCACUCACCUAUUCGCCUUUCCUCAGAGAGAGAGAGAGAGACAGAAAAAGACCGCAACAUUCUUUUUUUCCUCUUUCUUUUUCUCCAACUUCUUUUUUUCCUGAACUUGAAUAUCCCGAUUCAGUAAUCAGCUUACAUGAUCAGCAUAGGGGCGGAAGAUCAAAAGAACUUUCGAUUUUUCGGUUCUCAGUAGUUCAAGCCUUUUUAUUUUAGUUAUCUUUGUAUGAUCUGAAGGUUCAUUUUUUCAUAUUUUUUCACCAGUUUUGGAAUAAUCUGAUGAUGUGCUCAGGAGCUUCUAUUUAAGCCGAGAACUUUGAAUUUCAAGUUUUUAAGGUCUUUUUGAAUUAUCUUAAAUGACAAUUUAAGAGUUAAAACUGAGUUUUUACAUUUGAUCUGGUUAUGCUUCAGACCUUGAAUUUUUGUUAACUAGACUAAUGAAAUAACUGGAGUUUCCCGUGAAAUAAUGAAGAAAUUGAGAGAUUUUAUUAAAUUUGAUUUUUGAAUAUCAUUUUUUGGCUAGACUUUUUUGAAACUAAAUAUUUGUUUUUUUUUAAAGUUUCAUAAGAAAAUGUUCAUCAUCUCAGACAAGAUUAUAAUAUUUUUCUGUUUUUUCUCCUUCGAGCAUUCAUCAUUCUCCCAGAAAGCCUCCAGAUAGUUGGUGUGAAUUCCUAGCGCGCCACUCUCCUUUCAAGGACAAGCUCUGAACUCUAUCAGUGCAUAUGUACAUGGGAAAAGAAUUCCAGAGGGUCUCACCCUCGCAAUCGAUCCAGACCCUGGACUUUAUCCGUUCCGUCCGUCCGUCACGUCUUAUAAGAGCUUUUCUCAACUUGUCUCUGCCGAUGGAUGGAUGGAUUUGGUCGGUGCCCAAAAACAAUGAGAAGAUAGAGAGAAAGAGAGGAAUUUUUUGGGCGGCUCGGCCAUUUCCUGAUAUUUUUUGAUACCUAGAUAUGUAUGUAGACUUCUUCAUCGACCUGUGGGCUUGAAAGUUAGAAAAGUCCUUUUAUAGCUUCUUUUUGAGUUUGAUACUGAUCUUUACUGUAGGACUUGUUGCAGCCGCACUUUCGGGGGGAAGUUUCAAAAUUGACAAUUUGAGGAAGAGAAAUUCAGCUUUAGAUUUUGAAAUUUGCUCACCUGAAUAGCAUCAACGGGUAAAUUACAAUCGGAAAGAUAUCAGAAUGAAAAAAGAAACUAAAAAGUUCGGGUUGUCGCCAAAAGCCGACCAGCCCUAAAGUAAUCACCACCUUCGAAGCCAAUUUAAAGGAAUCGACUUAACCUCAGUUCACAAAAAGGUAUAUUUCACUCCAAGGGAACUUUUGAGUAGCCUGUCUGAGUUCGAGAAAAACCUGAAAACGUUCAAUUGGUGCUUUGAAUAACUUUUCCGGACCAUCAAGAACCGUAAAUUAACUCCAAGGAAGGUAUUUUUACUUUAAGUUGGUAGUUUCCACAAGAUGACCAAAAUAUUCCUUGGUGUAUUGAAUGAAGAUCCUGAAAGAUUCUUCCUGCAAAGCUUCCUGAUUUUUGAGAACGAAAGGUUCAAAAUGGCCUUUUCUAGUUUUCUUCAAAUCUCAAGGCUCAUUUUUUGGAAACUAGGGAAAUCUUUGAAGAUUCUUCUUUCCCGGACUUGCAUCGGCAUGUCAAAGAGUAUUAUGAUUAAUCAGUAGAAACUUCCUUUACUUCAAAGCUAUGAUACCUUCCUUUUCAUCGCGGGCAUCGCCUCCGAAAACAUGUAUUUUUAGAACAAAAAAAAGCCAAAAAUGGCCAAUAAAAAGGACUCUUUGGGGCUUAGCGCGUGGAAUCUCCUCACUCACUCUCUCUCUUCUCGAGAACCCUUGUUUCAAGUAGGCUGCUUCCUUUUCCUGUUUAUUCGAUAUCUCGUACACAUUUCCCAUAGAAAAAAUUUGGCUCCAUUCGUCGCCCAAAUCGCAUUUUCGUCCGUUUCGUUUCAAAUCCAAUUUUUUGUUUGUCUCGUGUGUUUGUGGUCUCCAACUUUUUAUCCUUCUUUCCUCGUCCUUUUCUCGCUUGCACUUAUAAUAUCUAUCAAGUAAGCCGAGCGAACACAAAGGCUCAUUUUUCUGCACCGAGUCUGCUCCAUUGAUAAAUUAUGCAAAGUGGACUUUUCGCGGCUCUCGGGGCUCUUUCUCUCUCUAGGAAUUCAAUUCAAGGCGUCGUAGACUAUGAAAGAUCAACUUUCAAUCUUCUUCUGUACUUUUUUGAAGGCUUUCCAGUUUUUGGUCUCAUCAACAAAAUUUGUUAAACUUCACAUUGACGCUUUGACAAAAUCUCCAACUUCUCUGCGCCCUAUUUUCUUUAAUCUCAUCGUUGAGAGAUGAGAGGGUACAGGAAGGUCAUAGUUUUCCGAAUAAAGAGCUGUAAGAAACAACCGAUUUCAAGACUUUGGAGUCAUUAAAAUACUCUGAAUGUUUAGAACUUUUUUCGAAAGGUUCCCAUGUUUUUCAUUUUGGGAGUUUAUUUUAUGGGUUCUCAAAGUCGUCGAAUCUGUUCUAAAGUCUUACGGUCAUCAGUUUCCUCUUCUGGUUGAAAACUUCAAAAAUGAAUUUGUUCUCUUCUUCAUGCACACGCAAAGGUUGUGCAGAGGUUGGAAAAAAGUGAAAUUUGAGGCAUUUUUGAGAAUAACUUUCAAGUCAAUAAGAUUUCGUUAUAUUUUAUUUUCUGGUUCUUCAUCAAACUGACGUGUCUUGUGCUUUAUGCGAAAUUUUAGAGCAUAGAGAAACUUUGGAAAAAAAAAUAUUAAAGGCGAUCACGAAAGUUUAUUUUCUACCCUGAUUAUCUUUUUUUCUAAACUUAUUCUUGGAAAAUUUUUUUUGCAAACUUAUUAUUUGCUAUUCCCCAGGUUCAAUAGUUCCAUUACGCGUGAGUCUAAAGCGCUUAUCCCUUUUCGUAUUCCGAAAUAAUCCUGGAGAUUCAUCCAAGAGGCUCGGCUUGUAAUGUUAGCUUUCUAGAUCGAUAAGUAUAUUUUCGCGUCAUUUUUUUCAAUAAAAAAGAAACUGAAAAUAACUCAGCUCACUACAAAAUUUUGGAUCUUUGAUAGACUAAGGAAACAUUUAUGAGCUGAAAAUAAGAAACAUUUUCCCUUUUUUCAAAUUUUCUUCUUUCAAAGAUGAAAUUUCAAACUCUUUAAGUGACCACUUUUCUUGGACUCCUUGAUUAGUUUUUUUAUGGUCUGUUAUAAACGACCACUUCAACCUGUCUCUCAAGUCAGAACUAAAAAUGACCCCUUAAAUAGCCUCUCAGAUUUUUUUUUUCAAAAUUAAUCGAUAUACUUCGGUGGGAGCCAUCUUUAUCAAGACAUUCAAAAAAAAAACCUAUGCAAACAGCAAAAAAAUCUUCCAGCGCAAUUUUCAAGCAAUUCAAAAGGGAGGGCUGUUGCGUGACGCCAAUGAGUGUCGGCGGCGGCACUGAUUCAAGCUUAUUUCCUCUUUUUUUUUCCAAAAAAUCCAUGUACCUCUUCUACAUUACUUUCUGAUGGAUUUCAGUGUCUGAAAGUAGAUAAUGCUUUUUUUCACAUAAAAGUCUUCAAAGCUCUAUUUUUCAAAUUUCGAACGUCUUCGGUGUUUUUCUCACGAAGAAUUGGAAAAGUAGGUCAGGUCAGGUUUUGAAAACUAAUAUAUUCUUGAAGAGAAACUGAAAAAUUUGAACGGGAACGGAAAAAAAUACUUCUUUGGCAAUUCUGAUAAGAAUUUUUAUCCAUAGAGCACAUAUUGCCAGGACCUUUGUGACUCUGUUCAAUCAAUAAUUAAUUUUUUGUUCAAGUCCUAGAUAUAUUUAUCAUCUAGGCGGUGAGCCAGAACUUUUUGAGCCAUUAUCGAGGCGAUUUCUAUCAAUUUAGCCUCUCUGACCUUCUGUCAGAAAUCUUUCCGUGGACUAUUAAUACACGGAGACAUAUACCUUUCUAGUCGGGUUCCGUUCAAGCGAAGCCAAAAAGUAUUGGGCCGUGGAUAACGUCGAGGGCGACCAGUCGACCGCGAAUAAUCCGACCUCGUCUUGCUCAGAACUAAUGAAACAAGUCUCAUUCCUUUCCUUGUCCUCCAGCUUCUUUUAUUUUGUAUUUCGGAAAAAAAAUUGGUCUAACGAUUGUUAUUGUUUCACGGCUGAAAUACUGCUUCUCAGAGAUUUUUUUUAGAAGAUCCUCGAAGGAAAGAUAAUUUUAUUUUGCGGUUGGAAAGUUCUUGAAAACCGGUCACACCGUUUAUUGUUCGACCAGAAGAAGUUCCUGAAACUCUCAACUUGCAAAGCUCCCUAAUUUUCGAGAAACGAGGGCUCAAAGCCCUGAAAUGACCUAGCUUAACGGAAUUUGAGGGUUUUCUCUGACUUUGGCGUGUCCUUUCGCAAAAACUAAGAAUUUUUGCUGCUUGACGCUUUCAAGAUACUUUCUUGGUACAUCAAUUCGUGUUUUGAACGAUUUCAAGAUUUCAUUGUAAAAGAUUUUCUUCGCUUGAUGAUUUUUUUUGCAAUGUUAUCACUUCUCUAUCCGAUUCAGAAAUUCAUUCUAUCAAAUUAUGAGAAAUUUUUCAGGUCGAGGAGCAACGGAGCGGCAUGGAUUACAUCCAGAGCUUCGACAUUCGUCUCAAUAAAGUGAUUUUUUUUCAACUAAAUAUCCGAGGAACUAAUUUGAAUGCAGACUUCAGUUAUAAAUUAUCAAAUUUUUGAAACAUUGAACGCAGUUGAACUUUUACGAGUUUCAGGUCGUGGUGAACAGAUAUUUAUGAACUUCUCGUCAUUUAAAAAAAAAUUAAGCUCGCCGAAAGUUUAUUUUUUUGAAAGCACACACCUUUUUUAUAAGUGAGAAAGCUUUUCUCUUCAAAAUUCUGAGGAAACUUACCUCUGAUAGUUCAAACAGUCCAGCAGAUAUUUGAAAAUAUACCACAGAAAGUAUGCAAUCGAUUCGGAAGAAAAAAGAGCGAUUGCAGGAUGUCUACUACGCCGGCGAGACUAUUGCCGGAAGCGUUUUGCUGGAGAACACGGAAAACAUCAAGAUCAAAGGUAUUCGAGGAAUUGGCCGUGGAGCGCACAAGUUUUGGUUUGAAGGGAUCCGGGUGCUGCUCCGGGGGAAGGUCCACGCGACACUCAAGGUGGUCAAAUCCGGCGAAAGGAGGACCAUGAAGGACGAUCAGUACGUCCUCGACGAGAAGCUUCUCCUUUGGGGCAAAGGUGAUCCGUUUCAAAACGUUUGAUUCUUGAUUUUACGAUAAAGGCGGCCUUAAAAAAAUGGUCUGCCCAUUUUCUGGGAAAACUUCAACUGGCCACUUUAGGUUUUUGACCUUUAAUAGUCGCUAUAGUAGUCAAAUUAGUGACCACUCAAUGGCCUAUACAUUAAUAACCACAUUAGAGGUCUAAGUGGUACUAUCAGACCACUAAAAAUAUCAGAGGCCACUUUAGUAUCCUUUCCAAUCAGUCCUCGAGGAGCUGCGUAAGAGGUCACGAAAGUUUUUGCCCCUAUGUCUCCAUUUAGUCUUUCACAUUUCGUUUCUCCCAACCCUGAUUCAGACAAAAACGAUGAAUCGGAAGGAGUACCAAUACUGGCCCGAGGCGUCCACCAGUUCCCCUUCAACUUCCCACUGCCUCAAUCGACGCUGCCAUGCUCCCUGGAAAGCCGACACGGCACCAUCCGUUACUAUAUUAAGGUAAAACUCUGUGAAUUGAUCAGAACUCUCGCUUUCAUGUAUUUUCAAAUAACUUUUAGAAGGAUCUUGGGAAAAGCCUUAUUCCCGAUUCUUGUCUAUUUGUUUAUGGACUUUGAUCGCUUUGAAAAUUCCUUGCUGAAAAUUUGAAGGAUCGUAUAUUCUGGUCAGAUUUUGAAGUUCAAGCAGCUAACUCCCCAUUUUUUUUUCUGCAACUCUAUUGAAGGAUCAUCGGUAUGACAAAAUAUCGACACGAAAAGGUACUUUACUCUCGGGAGCGUGAUUAGCUGCUUGACAUUUAAAACCUGAACAGACUAUAGACGAGUUUCGUGAAGCUCUCAAGACGAAGAGCUGUUUUCAGAGUUAAAAAAUAGUUUGCACCGUAAACGAUCCUGCUGAAACUUUUGAACAGAGUUAUUUUGAAGUUAUAUAUAAAAUCAAAUUACAGGUGAUAAUCGACAUACCGUAUGCCUCUUCGCCGCAAGGAAUCAAAUAUUUCACGAUCAUCGGCCCUCAUAUCGAUUGUAUGGAGGAGAAAUAUCUGGUGAGCUUCGAAAUUGUUCUUUGUCAUGUCUUUGGUGGAAUUACAGAGCCCUCUGACAGCACAGGACCGAAAAGUGACGUGCUGCUGGUGUUGUCAACGGGGCGCACUUGCGCUGAGGAUCGUUCUUGAGAGGACCGCCUAUCUCUGCGGAGAAAAACAUCAGAGUCCACGCGCAGGUUCAUUUUUUUCGGAAAAAGUCAUUAUUUUUUUAGGUGGUAGAAUAUUAUUUUUUUACUUUUUUUCCUUUUUUUCAUAGAGGGGAGAGGUUUUCGAGAGAUAAAAUUUUUUUACAACUAUAAUUUCAUAAUUUCACAACUAUAACAUCAUUACUGUAGUCAAGAAUUAUUGGAUUAUCGUAGCGCCCCUUUUCAGCUUUGACCUAACUAGUAGAAUAGAAAAAUGAAGAGGCUUAUAAAUCUAAAGUGCCCUAUUUUAUCUUCCAUUGAGAAAUAUCUUUCAGAUCGAAAAUCGACAAUCAAGUUCCCAGAUGCUGGUCCUCCGGCUAGUACAGAACGUGGAAUAUUUCGUGGAGAAAGGCCUUCUCGGAGAGAACAAAUCCAUAUCUUGCUUGGUUUUCGAGCACAAGUUGGUUAAUAUUCCUGAUUCAGAAUAUGACGAACAUUUUCAGGAGCCCUGUGAUCCCGGCGAAUUCGCAGGGAAAGUACGAUUCGACGUUAGAACAGCCGAUCCGAGUUCCGGUCGUGCCACCGACCCUCAUCGGCGUCUGCCGUCUCAUCCAGAUUUAUUAUAUUCUACGGGUUUGUCACUUCUUCGUUCUCCGAAUAAAUGUAAUUCGUCUCACAAACGAAUUGUGAGAAAUCGUGAUAUCACCUGAGGCACUGGGUGACGCAGGGGCUAAAGUUUAACGAUGGUAACGAGAUGCUCGUGCUUACAUCCUCAGAAGAGUUUGACCAAAAGGCGGUUAAACCUUCAAGUGUACCUGAAGCACCUCCGGUGGGACUCAGAUUGAGCGGAAGUGUAUAUAGUCUGUUCAGAAUGUCAUGUCAGAUUUUGAAUGUCAAGUCGUCGCCUAAGCUCCGCCCCUGAAUCAAAUCCAAUCAAAGAGCGAACCAUACACGGAGAGCUUUCAAAAGACGUCAAUGUACUUAACAUUCAAAAUGGGAACAUACUAUGCUGGAGUGAUCACAAUGAGCUUUUUUUUUCGAUACAGCCGAUCCAUUUUGAAGAUAUACUCAUGGACAUUGUAUGGUACACUUCCGAUUCGUUUUUGACUCAUUUAUUCGCGUAUCGUAUGUCAAAAUUACCGCGUUUUUCAAUUUGAACUUUUCACCUUUAUUCGGCAUCAUCAUUCAAUCUUUUUCAAUUCAAUUUGUUUAUUUUUUUCGCAACAUCGGGAUGGUAUGGUGAUGUUGCAGGGAGGGAAAAAGACCACUAGGUGGAUUAACUAACCCCACCUGUGAAGAAAAAGUUUUUUUGUGUAAGAAAAAGAAACAUAGAACCAUAAUAAGUAGAUAUUUAAAAACCAAGUUGAUCAUGGCACAAAUCUGUGAACACUUGAAAGAAUAUGCUCGACGCCAACAUCUUCUGCAUACACUAAAAAAACAUGUCCUUAAAUUUUUUUCUUGUCUUCCUCUGCCAAUAAUUCAUGUUCAAUGUCAUUCCAAACAUUAGUAAUGCGAUGUGAUAAGAAAUUGAAGAAAAACCAGUGAAGGUUUUCGUUUUUUUAUUAAUUUAAAACCAUUUCCUCUGAGCUGACUGGGACGGUCAAAGAUGUUAUGUACCUGGAUGGGAGAGUCUGACCAGCACUUAUUAUGCAAAAACUGAUGUGAUAAUACCAGAUCCUUAACUAAACGCCUAAACCAAAGAGGUUGAAGACCUAAAAGUUUUAACCGUUCAUUAUAUUCCAUUCUUGGGGAAAGGCGCUUCGUGAAACGCCUCUGGACCGAUUCUAAUCGAUCAAUAUCUGACUUUGUCAAUGGACACAUUAGUUCCGAACCAUACUCUAGAAUGGGAAGUACCUUGGCCUUAUAGCAUGUCAAGAAGUUUUGUUUCGAGAAGCUAAAACAGCGGAAUAGGUUGUUUAUAAUACGCAUAGUUUUUUUGACGAUAACUUCAAUAUUAUUAUGCAUUUUGAGGUUAGAUGAAAAAAUAACUCCGAGAUCUUUCACACAAUCCUCGUUAUUCACUGUUGUACCAUUAAGCUCGUAACUCGCAACACUUCGAACUCGUUUCCCAUAACUAACAUGGAGACUUUUAUUUCUCCAUGUUAGUUAUGGGAAAUCUUUCGUGUAAACAGUUCUCCAUGAGAUCAGUUUUUUUAGGCAUGGAGCAAAUUCUCUAUCAUUUUUGUAUACUGACAAGCGGGCGGACUUUUUUAUAUUCCAACACUACGAUCACAUAGAUCUAUCAGAUCGCGCGAGCCGAUCUCACGAACUCUUCGUAGUGAGACUCAUUCCCAGCUGUUCAAAGCUCUUCGGUCGACGAGACUGAUCAUGAGAUCGGUCGGAGUCCUGUCGGACAGGAUCCUGGUGAAAACCAGGAGAUUCAGUUCACCUGGUUCGAACCGAAAUCGGAUCCAACAUGGAACCGAGGUCUGAGGCCCUGUGCUACACAACCCACAGGGACCGCGCUUAAACCAACAGAGACAAAAACCGUAAAUUAAGCGAAAGCGGAUCCGUGAAGGUCCAGGGUCUCACUGACAGUCACUACCCGGACCCGAGCAACAAGAAAUUGUUGAUUCCAAAUAGGACUGGGACAAUUAAAUUUCAUCGAGAUCCGGGUCUGUUUUCAGUCUGGAGCAGAUUCUCUAUCAUUUUUGAACAAGCGAACGAAAUCCAUUCCUAGGAUAAUAAUUCCACAAAACACGUGUUUCUGUUUCUUCGAAGACUCGUAGGUUGUUUCCCGACUUCGAUCCCGGUUGAGCAACUUGAGCAAAUUUCCAAGAACUUCUAAAAAAUGCCAUUUUCAAGUUAUUCAUUGUUUCCUAAACUCGUGAGCACUGUUCUAAUCCUCACGAAACGCCUUUCUAAAUGAAAGUCAAUAAGAGAUUUCGCUAUUCUAACACUGUUCAUUCAGGUUUGUAUGGAGGACGAAAAAGGCAACGAGAGUCUCCACUUAGAUUUCCCUCUUACUGUGGCCACAGUACCCUACCGCAUACCCAACGCUGCUCCGCCGCCUGUAGAUUACGGUACUCUUUCCUUUUUAUACUUUGUAAUUUUUCAACAUUCAGACUUUUGCUCGAAUCACGUUGAAGGAGGCAAAUACGUCUCUCCUGAAUUCCGGCUCGGUCAGGUCUACGACGGCGAAGGCGAAGAGAUCACUAAAGAGGAGGAGGUUCAGAGAGCGAAAUAGAGCACAAUCGUGUCCUUUUUCUUAGAUUGUCUUAUAUCGGCCGGUUUACGCGAAGCUCGGGGAUAGGAAGUUGACGUCACCACAUUGUUCUACCAAAGAUCUUCGGUCCGGAUCGGUCAGGGAUCAAGUUUGCUCGGAAAAAAAAAUAAUCAAAUCUGGAUUUCUGAGGGGAUAAAAAAACGUUGAAAGUUAGUUUCAGAAAAAAGAACUAUUAAAAAUCCUUCGGCACCUUUUAGGCAGAAGAGGUCAGGUAUCGGUCGCUGGAAGUAGAAGAGAAUUAAUAGAGCUUUUCUGGGACUUUUAUUAUUUUUGUUUCCCACCCAUUUUUUACAACGCCAUUCAUUUUCCAACUUUGCGCGUCGGGUCACCCCGGGGCGACGGCUUCAAGUCGCAGCACGAACCGGGGCGCCCUGUCGACAGCUGCAGAAUGCUUUUCUUCCGUAGCGCUUUUCCUUACGAUUUCAAUGCUUUUUUCAAUUUCUCAACAAGGUAAUAGAUAAUAAUAAGAAAGAUUUUUCUUACAGUUCACUCGGAUAGCCGACAGCACGCUGUCGAUGCUGACUGAGUCGAACGGAACGCGGCGGCGGAGCGUCGUUCUUUCAACGUCGUCUCCAGUGCCGACGAGGAACAGUGGCCUGCCUCAGGUCCACGACGGCGAGCAAGACCGACUCGUGCAGGACAUCUGA
This is a messenger RNA of Caenorhabditis auriculariae, 12389 nucleotides long. Lineage: Eukaryota; Metazoa; Nematoda; Chromadorea; Rhabditida; Rhabditidae. The record is from the annotation of a GenBank genome assembly.